Messenger RNA from Amyelois transitella, 3754 nucleotides. RefSeq lists its product as uncharacterized. The coding region runs from base 316 to 3633 and encodes 1105 amino acids. NCBI's taxonomy places the organism in Eukaryota, Metazoa, Arthropoda, Insecta, Lepidoptera, Pyralidae. The transcript is spliced from 10 exons. The record is from RefSeq and is a predicted model, not a curated record.
GAACUUCUGUCGAUUUCUACAGAUAUUAAAAUACAUUUAUUCUAGGUUUAUUAUUAAAUUGAACUGGCAUUUUGGAUAUAAUUUGAGGGAGAGACUGCGAUCACUUUGGAAGGGAUCACUCUUGCUAGGUUCAUGCCCAAAUCAAAAAUAAAUCAUUUGGUUGCAUGAAAUAUCUAGAGAUUUAAUUUAGCCGAUAAAACAUAACUGAAAUAUUAACAAGAUCCCGUAAACUGGUGCAUCAAAUAAUACAAUGUGUGCCUCAUUGUCAUUUCCUAUGGUCAGCUUUAUUCAGAAUUGAAGCAACAUGAUAGCAAUAUGGCUGGAAAUAAGAUUAACACAAAACAGAAAGGCAAGGAUGACAAGAAUAAAUCUAACAAAACUAAUCAUCAAUCAAAUGAAGACAGUGAAGAAGUAGAUUUUUCUUUACUUAGAAAACCAAUCCUUACGAGUAUUACAGGAUUUGCACAAGCAAGAAAAAUAUUUGAUUGGGCAACAGAGGAACUAAAGGCUCUACUUUCCAAUGAAUGUGACUUGUUAUAUGAGUGUAAAGUAUGCCGCAAUAUAUUUAGAAGCUUGGCCAAUUUUAUAUCACACAAGCGAGUUUAUUGUAAAGAGACCUUUAAUUCAUCAUCUCACAGUCACUUUGUUAGAUGUAACUCAACUGCCAAGGAAAUAUUAAAAAUUAAACGCUUUGAAGAAGGUUAUCAAGAAUCUUUAAAAGAGAAAAAUGUUGAUUUGAUGGACACAGAUGAAACUGAUGAGAGAAUACCAUUAACUAAGGACUUGACUACUGUCCUAGAGAAAAUUGCAAAAUAUAAAGGUGAAAGCAACUCCGAAGAACAACACAUGGUGUUGCAAAAGAUACCGAGCACCUCUGUUGCUGUGUUUCAAAAUGUUGAAUUUUCUGAACAAAAACAAAUUGAUAAAAUGAAAGCACAGGUCACUGAACUCAACGACAUCCUGUCCAGGGAUAAAGCAGUUCUCAUGAAUGAUGGGAAAUUCAAAACUCAGAGUUCUACUCCUUCGGACUUGGAAAGCGUUAUACAAAUCAGUGAUGAUGAUGAAAAUGAGGACUCUGGAAGUUUAAAGUGUAAAAUUUGUGAUCAACAAUUUUCCACUCAAAAAACUCUGAAAUUCCACAUGAAGUACAAACACUUAGAGAGUCGACUCGUUUACCCGUGUCCAGACUGUCUAGAAAUAUUCUCAACUUCCUGGAGCGUUUACCGUCAUCUGUUCAAAGUCCACAGGAAAAGUGCUGCGCAAAUUAGGAAGCUCAGAGAAUCCAUACAAGCUAAGGCAUUCAAAAUGAACAAUCCUCCGGCAUUUUAUGAAAAACGUAAAAAUAUGAAACCAGCUGCUGUACAGAAGAUUACUGAAGAGGAACGUCUUGAUCAAGAAAAUCAGGCGUGGAUGGACAACGUAGAAGGCGACGGCGACACGCCCCGCUGUUUCGGCUGCGGGCGCACGUUCGAGCGGCGCGCCGCGCUGGCGUCGCACACGCACACGUGCCAGCCGCGGUCGCGGGCGCUGGCCAGGAGGCCGCCUGAGACUAAGAAGAUAGAGAUUCAGAUUCGUAAGGACUAUAAUAAGGGACCGUCUGCGGCGACUUUGCCGGCGGCGGUGAAGAAUUCGGAUGCUAAUGUUUCAGAAAAUAAACAGACAGCCUGUACUCCUUCUAAACCAAUAGUUAGAGAAGAGGAAAAUGUUCCUGAAAAUAAAACAGAGAAGUUGGAGGAAGCUACAAUGGACAUUCUAAAAGAUGAGUCGAUGUCUGACGAUCCACCGAAAUCACCCGAUAUGACUGAAGAAAACAAACCUGAGAUGCUUCCAAGAGUUGUAUCAAAACUGCCGUUUUCCCACCAAACAGAAAAAAGUAACAUGAUUGCGCUUCGGCAAAAAAUUCAACCCAAUGUUGAUAUCCCAAAACUAAUGUGCAAAAAAUGCGAAACUCAACAUAAAAAUAUACAAGAACUGUUCGAUCACAUGGCUGAACAUUACAAAUGGGUGCGAUAUGCUUGCAAAUUAUGCAAUUUCAAACAUUAUGAUUUCGAUAAAUUGCCCGAACACGUUAAAGUAGUUCAUAAGUUGAAAGGCGACUCAGAUUUUUACUUUAGCACUGUAAAAGCAAUUGAUGGGACAGAUGCCUUAGAAUUGUCUGAAUCCAUAGAAGGAAAUGAUAUAAAUGAAGUAAGCCCUGACUCAAGACGACCUAGUAGAUGUUCCAGUGACUCUAGUCGCGUGUCAGACGAUAGUUCAUCUAGCAGUAUUAGAAUGGAAACAGGGUCUAGAAAGCGUAAAAUGAACCAUAGCAGAACUCAUACAAAGAAGAGAAAAGAGAUUUCAAAUGAUGAAGAUGAGGAUUUCAAAUUAACCGCUGAUUCGUCAUUAGAUAAAGAUGUAAAUAGUAUGUUAAUAGAUAAUGAUUCUUCUUCAAAUACAAAAACAUUUGAAGAAAAUUCUUCUGACUUGGAUGAUCUCGAAGACAAAAUCACUAAAAGAAACACCGUCGACAGUAUAUCUUCUGUAGCGUCUCGUAGACCGAUUCGCAAUAAAACUAAACCCAAAAAUGAGGACUUUGAAUAUGAUUUAUCUAACUUGUUAAAAAUGGAAGCACAAGGCUAUAGAGAUUCACAAUCUAUUUCUAACACAAAAGUUACUCAGACAAAGAAAAGAAAUACACAAUCGGAUAUCAUUGGUUAUGAAAAUCUUAACAGAGAUUGCUGCGGAGCAUUAACCACACUAACCAAAAGAGCAACAGAUAAAGCUGCCGCGGUCUUGAAAAUGUCGAGCUAUAUUUUGCCUAAAAAUCAGAAGGAUGUCCGUAUUUCAAAUAUAUUCGCGAAACCAUUACCUAAACUUUCACGUAGUGAAAAGAACUCUCCUAAAAAAGAAAUUACUGAAGAUUGCAAAGAUAAGCCUAGUCCACAGAAAGAACAAAAAAAUGAUGAAGACAAUGUUAAUGCCACAGAUAAGGUUGAUAAAGUAUCUUCGAAUGUUAAUAACAGCUCCUCCGACGACGCAAAACCUGUCGAUAAUUCUGGAGGAUCGAGUGAAAAUGUAAAAUCAAGCAAAAGAAUACCUGCUGUCCUUCCUAUUACAUUUCGUCGUCAGAGUUUAGAAGCCAUUAAGCCACUAAUUAAUAAAAACAUCACGGACUUUAGUAAAGCUGGUAUGAAAACUAAAAUAUUGGUUAUAAAACCAAUAAACAGAGGUAAAGAUGGAAGUACAACACAUGCCAAGACACCAUUGAAAUUCCAAACGAUAAAACUGAAAGAUCCUUCUAAAAGAUCGUCUACAAGCGAAGCUAACUCAUCUGAUCAAGUAAUGGUUGUAAAGGUACCGACAGUUGAUCGCUCAACAGUAAAACCUGUGACAGAUUCUAGUGUAAAGGAAAUAGAAAAAAAAAUCUCAAGUGUGCAACCUGAUAUCAUUAACGAUGUAACUACGGCGAGUUCAGAUGAAGUCACGGAAGAUAACCGUGACAAUACGCAACAAACUGAUAGCAGUGAAUCUGCCGAUAGUGUUCCUAAUGUGAUUGAAAAUGUUAGAGAUGUCGUCAAAGACAAUAUUGCUAAUGACAAUGAAAUAUCAUCAGUAAUCAAUAAUUCGGAAAAUAGUCAGGUUUCAUCGUAGAAACUUAUUGCGUAACCUAUAUACGAGUAUAUUUCACUGCCUUCAGUAACAAAUAGCUUUUGCUGUGUUAUGUUUAUUUCUGUUAUGUUUUGUUAGGUAGCCCAAUAAAGAAUUGCUAUAG